AUCAAAAAUCAAAAACAAACUGUGAAAUUCAGUUUGAUCGACAAGAAAUGUCUCUGUUCAAAAUUUGCAAUUGGUGGAAAGUGCGAUCUCCGGAUGCGGAACCCAACUACGACUCGUUUUCGCUUCACUGCGUCAGAUUGUGCAUCGAAGAAGGGGAGAAGGACAGUAUCAUCGUUGGGUCGCAUUCAGGUCAUCUUUCGAUCUAUCAGCCAUCCUAUAGGAAUGUAGCUGAGGGAGAUUCCGAGGAUGAACACCUGGAAAGCGUAUUUCAUCACUCAGAUGUGAUCCUGGAAGUCAAGAUGCCUUUGCCGGUUAUCGGGAUAACAAGUGGAAAGUUUACGACAUCGACUAAGGCGGAUACUAAACUAAACAUUGCGAUUUUACAUCCACUAAAAGUUUGUGUCUAUCAAAUUCUAACAAUCGAUGGAAUUGCCGAUCACGGUGAUCAUUCGAGGCUUCAACUGAUUUACGAGCACAAUCUGAGUAAGUCAGCUUUUUCAUUCUGCCGUGGAAGUUUUGGGGGUGUAAAAGGUCGGGAUUUCUUAUGUGUUCAGCAUAUGGAUUGCUCUUUGAAAUUUUUCGAACAUGAUGGCAUAAGCUUCGAAUAUCAACUGCCCGGCGAAAGGAACAUCCCAUCGUCAAUCCUAUAUAUCCCAAGAAUAGAUUGCUUCGUUACGUGUUCCCCCAGUUGGGAUCUUGAGUGUUACCGAUAUCAAGACCUUUCAGAGACUAACGAAUCGCUGAGGAAGAACGAACCUAUAUGGUCCAUGUGCAUCGGAGAAUAUGCUCUCGAUUUAAGCGUGCAUCAGAUAUCGAACACAGAAUCCGCGAUUGUAGUUCUCGGAGAAAACAAUUUUCUUUGUUUGACAGAUACCGGGAAAUUUAAAUUCAUGAAGAAACUCGACUAUUCGCCAAUUUGCUUUCAUUGUUUCGUUCUUGGAUGGUACUGGGAACCUGGAGCCCGUCUAAUGAUUGCAAUAGUUUCGGAAAAUGGUUCUCUUCUCCUGCACGAGAAUAAUCAAGUCGUAUGGUCGGUGGAACUUUCCGAAAUACCUGUCGCGUUGGACAGAGCCAACGUAUCUGGGUUGCCGGGAGCAUUGGUUACAUUGGGCAGUACAGGCGUCAUCGAUGUAGGAUAUCUGGGUUCGGAACCGUAUCUAUUCAAAGUGCCUCCGAUGAAUCUUGUUCCGGUUGAAAUAGACAAAUGCCAAAAUGAGAUAAUGGAGAUGGAGAAGGAAAUACGCAGCGGAGCAGAUUUCAGUGAUAUCGCGGUGAUCAAUGCAACGGCGGAACGUGAUGUUGUGUUGGACUCAUCACUCGAUAACAAACUGCUAGAGUGUACUUAUCCAAGCAAUAUUGUGAAUACCGACAGCUCCAUCAAAAUGUGUCUACUAACGGUCACAGCGAGAGUCCAAAUUAAUGUGGAAUUUCUCCAAAUAUGCAUCACAACAGAUCCCGCAAUCGAAUGUUCGAACGAAACGUUCUUGUUCCGUGAUAUUCAUGCUGAAAGCACACAAGAAAUGACUGCAUGGAUUUAUCCCGGUGCAGCUGCUGUUCCAGCUAGUCUAGAUGUUAAAAUUUCCUGUUCCUACACGAACAAGAAAGGAAUCACAAGAGUUUUGCAAAAACUAGCCAGAUUACCAUUAAAGUUAUUUGUGAAAACGAGUCAACCUUCGAAAGAGACAAACCACAAAAUCACCCUCACUUGCCACGAUUCAACAGACACUAUUCAACAAUUGUUCCCUGAGUUCAUCACUGAUGGAAGUCCUCAUGCAUUGGGAUUACUUUCCUUAUCCACUGGAGCGAAAGUAACCAUUAUUGCAGCCAAAAAUUCGAACCGUUACAGAGUACAAUCGAACGACUUAUGUGCUAUACCACUGAUAAUCGAUUCUCUAAUUGAACGAAUUACUAGUCGAAAUAACAAAUCGGAUGCUGUGAGGGCAUCAAUUUCUGUAUCUUUCAACCCACCAAUCAUCGAGAGAAUUCUAGUUGAAAUCGAGCAGCACUACCAACUUAGACAACAGUUUAAACAAAUUUCAGACGAAUUAGAAGUUCGAACGUGUCAAAUGCGGCUGUUUGAACGUCGGUUUGCAACCAAACUACAAGAAAGAUCCCUUCGUGCAUUGGAUGGCAUUUUGAUGCUUCUAGAAGAAAAUCAUUUAAAUGUUUCCAAAACAUGGAGCGAAGUGAAGACGGUUCAAUCUGAAAUAAGAGUGUCUCAAAUUCGUGUAUCCGGACUUCUGAAUCUUUUUCGUGCAAGUUUCUCAGAUUUGGGCAUACCGGCCAGGUCCUUUGAAACAAUUAAAGGCGUGUUCGCAUCAAGCGUUCUCGACAACACUGAGCAGAGUUGGGAAGAGAUGAUACAACCAACAAUAACACACCUCAUCUCGAAUGAUCAUUUUCGCAGUGAAACAAAAAUCUCUACAUUCGACGAAAAAUAUAUUUUUGCGAUGGAUGAAAAAUUUAGUUUUGAUCAGUUCAAAAAACAACUUACAUCUCUGUUUUCACGAAUCGAAGAAAAACGAUCAAAAUCCGGUAGAAGUAGUGCUGAUUACGAAGACUUGGAGGAGUUACCUGAUGAAAACGAGGAAUCUGAAGGGACUGAAUGGGCGGCCGAUGAAAAGUUUACAAAGUUACUGAAUAAUUAAAUAAAGCAUUGUCUAAAACAAAUAGUACACAUCAUAGUGAAUGUUCACUCUUCGAGCCUUGUUUGUCAAUUAUAUACACCCCUAUUCUGUAUUUCGAUCGAUUCGAAAUAUUUCGAACGAUUUGAUAGAAUUCCAUCCUGUAUUCCGAUCGAGUUGUUUUUGCAUUUCUAUCGAUCUGUUUCUCUUUGAAUAUUGAAUGGGCGAAACGUUAGAAAUAGGGGAUGUGAAAUUAUAACUCGAACGAAAUAACGGUUUCGAACGAAAUGAAAAUCCGUCGGAAUACAGAAUAGUGCUGAUGAUCCUACUCCUGAUUAAUUUUUCUCGUCGAAAAGUUCCACAAAAAGAAACUGCGUUUCAAUAGUUGUUCGCACAUCAAACUAACAUCGAUUCGAUAUUUGUUCAAUGGCAAAUAGGAGCAUCAUUUAAAAAAAAAAGAAUUAUAGUUCAUUUUUUAUUAUUAUCACAUUACACAAUGCACAUAAUGCACAAAAGUUGACCCUUUUUAGAAAGUUUCACCGUAGCAUACUAGCAUAUACGGUUGAGAUUAACUUCCUCUUCCUCUUAACGAAGCGAUAGCAGUAGGUAGGAGUAGGGACAGUUAUUUUCUCAUUUGAAUUCUACCCAUUUGACGAAGUAUAAGCGUGAAUAUCUGUUGGCAAUAGGCCAACGAGACGGUGAGGAAGAAGGGAAGU
Toxorhynchites rutilus septentrionalis is the source of this 3340-nucleotide messenger RNA. It is a transcript of the gene BBS9, whose product is annotated as protein PTHB1. Gene Ontology annotation, cellular component: BBSome; membrane. Gene Ontology annotation, molecular function: protein binding. The transcript is spliced from 8 exons. Bases 48 to 2648 code for a protein of 866 amino acids. NCBI's taxonomy places the organism in Eukaryota, Metazoa, Arthropoda, Insecta, Diptera, Culicidae. The record is from RefSeq and is a predicted model, not a curated record. Gene Ontology annotation, biological process: cilium assembly.